Symbiodinium pilosum is the source of this 1140-nucleotide messenger RNA. The record is from the annotation of a GenBank genome assembly. Lineage: Eukaryota; Dinophyceae; Suessiales; Symbiodiniaceae.
AUGCCACCCAAAGCAGCCAAGGCUAAAGCGCAUGGCAAGGCAGCCGCAGGUGCUUCCAAGGUUGCUGCUAAAGCCAAAACAGCUCCAGCACCUCCGGACCCACCUCGAGCACCAGCACCAGCAGCACCAGCACCGGCUGCAAAGUUGUUGCCAGAGGAAGCAGAGUCCCUGAGCGCCAAGGCAGCUGAAGACCUCUUGGCAGGCAUUUCGCCUGAAGACCUGGCAGCCCUGGCUGACACAACCGAUGAGCUCGAGCAGCUCCCUGCUCGCCAGGCGCUUGAAUAUAUUGGAGACAGGGACCUCACUUGGGAAAAUGCCCAGAAGUCCCUGCGGACCGGAGGUCAGUUCCUCAAAGAAAUGUUGGAAAUGCAGGCUGGCGAGUUCAUUACUAAGCAGAGCUUCCAAAGGUUCCAAGAGCUUGGCAGCACUGACAUCUUUGCCUUGUGGGAAAAGAGCCGUGCUGCUUACUUGCUAGCUGUUUUCCUUCAGGCUUGCCUCCGUGAGGCUCGUGAUCGAUUAGGGCUGCCCGCCGCUCCGCCACCUCCUCCGCCACUGCCAGCUGAGCCUCCAGCAUGGCCACUUCUGAUCGACUUCAAGGAGUUGCCCUCUCAGAUAGCCGACGCGGUGCGCUGGAGCAAGACAGUGCUGGUGGUGUGUAACGGCCAUGCUCGAGAAACAGACACCUUCCUGACAUACUCUGCCUAUGUUCAGAUCGAUGCGAAGUGGGUUAUGGGAGAGACGAUGAUAAGAAAAACCAUGAGCGUUGACGACAUGCGUGAGGACCUGCGAAGGAAAGUGGUGAAUGCUAUGAAGCAUGGGCUACCAGUUCACAUUGCCAUGUCAAACACGGCUGUGGCCUUCAAAGACAAGUUCUGUGGGGAGCUGACAUUUCCUGACUCCGUGUUUAACCUGAGCCUAUUUAGAGGCAAUGCUGAUGGAGAAGCAGAGUACAAGAAGAUCGUCCGAGAAACUGAUCUUGAGGACUGGCCCGGCAGCUUUCCUGGUCGAAUGAAAGAAGGUUUCUUCAUUGUCGUCACUACGGACUUUGACCUUGAGUCAGCUCGAGAAUUCCUUCCCACGGCUUUGCCAUACUUCGAGCAGAUGGCUAUACUAGAAGUGGAUCCUGCGUCUUUUACUUGA